Messenger RNA from Capsella rubella, 1474 nucleotides. Its product is annotated as calumenin-A. Lineage: Eukaryota; Viridiplantae; Streptophyta; Magnoliopsida; Brassicales; Brassicaceae. Bases 86 to 1264 code for a protein of 392 amino acids. The record is from RefSeq and is a predicted model, not a curated record. Gene Ontology annotation, cellular component: endoplasmic reticulum. Gene Ontology annotation, molecular function: calcium ion binding. The transcript is spliced from 9 exons.
ACACUUGCAAGUGUAAAAAGCUCAACUUUUGCGACAAAAUUAGGGUUUCAAGCUGAGAUUUUCUACUUCUGUAACACAAAAUCUAAUGAGUAAAGCUUCGGUGAUCCUAUACAUCACGGUGGGGAUCCUCGUGCUCUUCCUCAUCUCUUAUUCCCCGAAGAAGAAGAGUGACCACGAUCACCACCAUGGUGGUCACAACCAACAUCACCGCUUAAAACUCCGCUCUUCUUUCAAUUUCAAACCCACUCGUCACGAUCCCGUUCCGUUUGAUCCUCUUGUCGCUGAUAUGGAGCGCCGUCGUGAGGAUAAAGAGUGGGAGCGGCAGUACAUUGAGCAUUCUCACCCGGAGCUUGUCUCUCAUUCUCAGAAAGAGACAACCAGUGGUGCUGGGCAUGAACAUGCACCUGGUCACGAGUCACAGCCUGAGUGGGAAGACUUCAUGGAUGCUGAGGAUUACUUGAAUAAUGAGGAGAAGUUCAAUGUCACUGAUAGGUUGAUAUUGUUGUUUCCGAAGAUCGAUGUUUCUCCUGCUGAUGGCUUUGUGACGGAGAGUGAAUUGACUGAAUGGACUAUGCAGUCUGCUGCCAAGGAAGUCAUUCACAGGACUCAAAGAGACAUGGAUGUUCAUGACAGAAACAAGGAUGGUUUCAUUUCAUUCUCUGAGUAUGAACCACCGUCUUGGGUCCGUAAUUCAGAUAAUAAUUCCUUUGGAUAUGACAUGGGCUGGUGGAAGGAAGAGCAUUUUAAUGCAUCAGAUGCAAAUGGUGAUGGACUACUGAAUUUAACAGAGUUUAACGAUUUUCUGCAUCCUGCUGACACCAAGAACCCUAAUUUACUGCUAUGGUUAUGCAAAGAGGAAGUAAGAGAAAGAGAUUCAGAUAAAGAUGGUAAGAUCAGUUUCGAAGAGUUUUUCCACGGCCUCUUUGACACUGUAAGGAACUACGAGGAAGAUAAUCAUAAUUCUACGCAUCCUUAUCAUGACUUGCCUGAAGGCCCAGCAAAGCAGUUGUUUUCUCAGCUUGACAAAAAUGAUGAUGGGUACUUAUCAGACGUUGAAUUGCUUCCCAUUAUCAGUAAAAUCCAUCCUGAUGAGCGUUAUUAUGCAAAGCAACAAGCUGAUUAUAUUAUAUCGCAGGCGGAUUCGGAUAAAGAUGGACGUCUGACUUUGGCAGAGAUGAUUGAGCAUCCAUAUGUCUUCUACAGUGCCAUUUUCGACGAAGAUGACACUGAUGAUGACUAUGGCUACCACGAUGAGUUCCGCUAGUUUUAAUGAAGGAAGAAAUAACAUCAAGCUCAAUUCCAUAUAAACUUCAAGGAACAUCCAUCGCCAAACAGAGUCCAGUACGAAUCUCUACCACGCAGAUUCAUUUGGUGAUUUAGAAGUUAGAAUAGUAUUUAUGAUUUGAAACAAUGAAAGGAACAUACUUUUCUUUGAACCUUGCAAUCGUUAUAGAUGAGUUUCUCAAUUUCUGUA